Messenger RNA from Mollisia scopiformis, 1416 nucleotides. Its product is annotated as putative MFS transporter Liz1/Seo1. The record is from RefSeq and is a predicted model, not a curated record. Lineage: Eukaryota; Fungi; Ascomycota; Leotiomycetes; Helotiales; Mollisiaceae. Gene Ontology annotation, molecular function: transmembrane transporter activity. Bases 1 to 1416 code for a protein of 471 amino acids. The transcript is spliced from 10 exons. Gene Ontology annotation, cellular component: membrane. Gene Ontology annotation, biological process: transmembrane transport.
AUGUCGAAGCAACUCCAGGGCGUUGUUGAGUCGUCUGCUUAUCCGACUUCACUGCAGCAGCCAGUGAAGAAGGAUUGGCGUCGGUUCAUUUGGGACAGCUUUGACAAAUCACCCGAAGAACGGCAUUUUCUUCUCAAAAUUGAUGUCGCAUUGCUUAGUUUUGGAUGUUUGGGCUUCUUUGUCAAGUUUCUCGAUGCCGCCAAUCUCAACAAUGCAUUUGUAUCUGGGAUGAAAGAAGACCUGGGCAUGUUUGGCAAUCAAUUGAAUUAUGUGACGACUUGCUAUACUGUUGGGUAUAUUGUGGGAGAGAUACCAAGUAAUAUCAUUUUGACCCGUGUCCGACCAUCAAUAUGGCUUCCUGUUUUAGAAAUAAUUUGGUCAGUCUUGACAAUGUGUCUUGCGGCUUGCAAAAAUACCACUCAACUCUACGUGCUUCGAUUCUUUAUCGGUCUCACUGAAGCUGGAUUCUAUCCAGGACUCAACUACAUGAUUGGCUCCUGGUAUCGAAAAGACGAGAUUGCAAAGCGAUCAGGUAUCCUUAACGCAAGCGGUAGUAUCGCAACAAUCUUCUCAGGUGCCCUGAUGUCCUCUGUCGUUCAUCUUGGUGGGCGAGGUGGCCUUGCAGGUUGGAAGUGGUUAUUUAUCGUAGAUGGAGUAAUAUCUCUUCCUAUUGCCUUCGCUAGCUUCUUCUUCCUCCCAGAUCUCCCUGAAACAAAUCGUGGAUGGUUCUUCAAGCCAGAGGAAAUUCAACUGGCGCAGAGACGAAUGGUGGCAGAGGGACGAAAGCUGCGGACACCUUACACCGUCUCCAAGGUGAAAAAGAUCUUGACAUCAUGGCACAUAUGGCUGUUCAGUAUCUUAUACGCGACGCUUGGUGGAACGCAAGGCACUCCCAUCUUUCCUCUGUACCUGAAGACUGCCAAAAAGCAUGGGAAGCCCAGAUACAACCUCGCCCAGAUCAACAAUUAUCCUUCAUUCACCUUCACCACCUCUGUCGUUGCCGCCGUCGCGUAUGCAUGGAUUUCCGAUGCUUUGGGUGGUCGAAGAUGGCCUUUGAUGGUCUUUGGAGGGACUGUCCAAAUCGUUCUUUUCAGCUCAUUGGCGGCAUGGAAUAUCGCCGAGGGUUGGAAGUGGGCUUGUUACAUUCUAUACGGCCAGGUUCUAGGUCUUUCCGGCAUCACCAAUGCCUGGGCGAACGAGGUUUGCCGUGAUGAUAACGAGGAGCGUGCUAUUGUCCUGGCAUGCAUGAAUAUGAUGAACAAUGUUCUUUCAGCAUGGCUCCCACUUAUUGUUUGGCAGCAAAUCGACGCUCCAAGAUAUCACAAAGGAUUCAUCACUGCAGUUUCUACCUCGGCUUUAUUUGUCAUUGUCUCAGGGUUGGUUGCGGUCUUGCAGAAAAGAGAAAAUCGAAAGUGA